AUGGCGCGCAGGCAACACCUCUCCCUCAUGGUCCUCCUGGGCUUCAUGGCAUUCCUCACCCUGACCUACUUCACGGUCGGCGGCUCCUCGGCCGAGCGCUACCCGGUCAAGACGGACGUGCUCAGGAGCGCGGCGGAGGACAAGACGGACAUCGCGAAGGAGGCUCAGAAGGGCGACUUUGGUCUGCCUUCGGACAUCCUGAAAGGCGGCGCCAUCGCGCCCAAGCUGGAGAACGCCACGAUCAAAGCCGAGCUCGGCCGCUCCUCGUGGCGCCUCCUGCACACGAUGAUGGCCCGCUUCCCGGAGAAGCCGACGGCCGACGACAGCCUCGCCCUCAAGACCUACAUCCAGCUCUUCGCGCGCCUCUACCCCUGCGGCGACUGCGCCGCCCACUUCCAGAAGCUGCUGGCCAAGUACCCGCCGCAGGUGUCGAGCCGCAACGCCGCCGCCGGCUGGGCCUGCUUCGUCCACAACGAGGUCAACGCGCGGCUCAAGAAGCCGCUCUUUGACUGCAACAACAUCGGCGACUUUUACGACUGCGGCUGCGGCGACGACGACAAGAAGAAGAAGGACAAGGAAGGGUCCGGCAAGGGGGCCGGAGCAGGCGAGGGGGCGGCGCUCAAGACGCAGGAGAGGAAAGAGGAUGGCGGCGGCGGCAGUAGUGUGAGUGUGGAGAAGGAAGGCUCAGUAUGGAGUUCGGCACUUCUGGCCAUCUCAAUGAAGGUGCGCAAGCUCCCGAAAGUCGAUCGAAGCAUUAGGCCACCUGGGGCAAUGUUCAGAACAGGGUCGCUGACUAUGCGCGCAGAUGGCAUCCACGUCGACAUGGAUAGGUUAAAGAAGGGAGAGGUCAAUAUGGCGGUCACAUUCAAGGACGGUGUCAUCCUGGGCGCCGACUCCCGGACGACGACAGGCGCUUACAUCGCCAAUCGAGUGACGGACAAGCUGACCAAGGUCCACGACACCAUCUGGUGCUGCCGGUCUGGCUCUGCCGCCGACACCCAGGCCGUUGCCGACAUCGUUCAGUACCAGCUCGGCAUGUUUGCCAUGACCAACGGCAAGCCCCCGACCACCCAGACCGCAGCCGCCAUCUUCCAGGAGAUCACCUACGCGAACAAGGACCGGUUGACUGCUGGUCUCAUCGUUGCCGGCUGGGACGAGCGCCACGGCGGCCAGGUCUACUCGAUCCCCCUGGGAGGAUCCCUUCACAAGCAGUCGUACGCCAUCGGCGGCUCUGGCUCAACAUACAUCUACGGCUACUGCGACGCCAACUGGAAGGAGGGCAUGGAGGAGGCCGACGCCGUCAACUUUGUCAAGGGCGCGCUGAAGGAGGCCAUCAAGUGGGACGGCAGCUCGGGCGGUGUCAUCCGCAUGGUCGUCCUGACCCGCAAGGGAGCGGACCGGCACCUCUACCUCCCGGACACCGACUACAAGGUUCGACACGAGUGA
Thyridium curvatum is the source of this 1446-nucleotide messenger RNA. RefSeq lists its product as uncharacterized. Gene Ontology annotation, molecular function: threonine-type endopeptidase activity; thiol oxidase activity. NCBI's taxonomy places the organism in Eukaryota, Fungi, Ascomycota, Sordariomycetes, Thyridiales, Thyridiaceae. Gene Ontology annotation, cellular component: proteasome core complex. The transcript is spliced from 5 exons. The record is from RefSeq and is a predicted model, not a curated record. Bases 1 to 1446 code for a protein of 481 amino acids.